UAUUCAACAAUGAGUGGAAGAGGUAAAACUGGCGGUAAAUCAAGAGCGAAAGCUAAGACGCGGUCAUCCAGAGCGGGUCUUCAGUUUCCCGUCGGCCGUGUUCACAGGCUACUUCGCAAAGGUAACUACGCACAACGCGUCGGUGCCGGAGCUCCAGUUUAUCUCGCCGCUGUCCUCGAGUAUCUCACCGCUGAGAUCUUGGAGUUGGCCGGAAACGCCGCUCGGGACAACAAGAAAAGUCGGAUCAUUCCCCGCCAUCUACAGCUGGCCGUGCGUAACGACGAGGAGUUGAACAGACUUCUGGGCGGCGUGACGAUCGCUCAGGGCGGUGUGUUGCCCAACAUCCAGGCGGUGUUACUGCCCAAGAAGACCGACAAACCCGCUAAGGCAAAGUAAACGGGGGACAGUUCAUUUCAAACCAAAGGCUCUUUUAAGAGCCACCCACAUUAUCACUGAGAGAGCGACGAGGUUUCUGAUUUAAUCCAUCGAGUUUGUAUAUUAAUGCAUUAUCAUAGACCUGCUAUAAAUGAGGUCGCAUUCUCCAGAUCAGUAUGUGAGACCACUGCCCCAAAUGUUCUACAAUAUAUCUGUUUACUCGUGCCUUUGACGGUUUAUCAGAGUAAAAUAAUAAUUGUAAAGCGUCUUGUUUUAACGGGUUUAAGUUAAGAAACGCGUGGGAAAGCGGAGCGCUUCUGUCCUUAAAAACUUUGUUGCUGCGCUUGUGAUUUAACAUAAAGGAUUAUUUUAAUUUGAUUUGUAUGUGAAGACCUUUAUAUGUGAACUUUGUUAAAUAGCAACGUGCAAAUGUCUGAUCAGAGGAAUAAUACACGAGUAUUAAAUAAAGAGAUAAAGAGAAAUUA
Molecule: messenger RNA, 860 nt
Organism: Triplophysa dalaica
Lineage: Eukaryota; Metazoa; Chordata; Actinopteri; Cypriniformes; Nemacheilidae
Product: histone H2A-like
Exons: 1
Coding region: 10-396 (128 amino acids)
Cellular component (GO): nucleosome
Molecular function (GO): structural constituent of chromatin; DNA binding; protein heterodimerization activity
Source: RefSeq, a predicted model, not a curated record